Prosopis cineraria is the source of this 2019-nucleotide messenger RNA. RefSeq lists its product as uncharacterized. Gene Ontology annotation, molecular function: transmembrane transporter activity. Lineage: Eukaryota; Viridiplantae; Streptophyta; Magnoliopsida; Fabales; Fabaceae. Bases 301 to 1815 code for a protein of 504 amino acids. Gene Ontology annotation, cellular component: membrane. Gene Ontology annotation, biological process: transmembrane transport. The record is from RefSeq and is a predicted model, not a curated record. The transcript has 7 exons.
UUAUCUGCUUCAACUGCCUCCAAAAGCCGUUGUGCUUCAGUUUCCAAUUCCACUUCCCCUCCGCUUCGCCUUGUUCCCAAUUCAAUUCUACAUAUUUUGAUUUUUCGGAACCCUAAAGAGCCUUUAUUAUUAACUCAACUGGCCUUCUUCUCUAGUUUUUCCCUUGAGUUUUUCCGUUCUCGGUGUUCCCCAUAUGAUCCGUUAGCCAAAUUGGUCUCUACUGGUGUUCUUUAUCGUUUUGCUCUCUUUGGUUUUUUUUUUAACCCAAUUUAUCGGUGUUUUGUUUCUUCAUCGCGCUCAAUGAUGGAGUCCCCAUCCUUUUCAUCCUCCUCCACCUCCGAUUCCGGUACCACCGCCACCGGUGAUCAGAAUGCGGAGCGAAGUCGGAGAAGUGGCGACGCCCAUGGAGCUGUGACUUUUGAGCAAUCGCGUCGGUGGCAUGAUGUUUUCUGGUCGGGAAUAUUUAUCAUUCAUUUGAUUUUUCUGGCACUCAUUCUGGGGGUUCUCGGUCUCAAUAGGUUCAAGAAAAGGGAUAGGCUAAAUAUUGAUGUGUACACCGUACCGCUUUUCAAGCGUGAGCAUGGGUUGACCGAGGAUUACUGGCCGCUUUAUGCUGUUGCUGGAGGAGUUGGGACUGUUCUCGGAUUGAGUUGGCUGCUGCUGCUGGGUUCUUGUGCAAAUCAAAUGAUGAAGGUUUCUGUUCACAUACUGACCACUUAUCUUGCUGUGAUCAGUGUUUUGUGUUUCUGGGCUGAACAGUUUUUUUGGGGAGUUAUUUUUGCCACCGGAGCAGCUUUGCAGUUCUUGUACGUGAUAUCGGUCAUUGACAGACUUCCGUUUACCAUGCUGGUUCUGCAAAAAGCUAUGAAGAUGGUUUGCAUUCUUCCUGAGGUUAUGAGAGUGGCAUAUGCAUUUAUGCUUGUGGUGCUUUUAUGGAUGGCCUUAUGGUCUUUUGGUGCAUCAGGCGUUGUGGCUUCAAGCUUGAUUGAUGUUGGAUGCUGGUGGGUUCUUUUGAUUUUCUCUGUAAGUCUAUUCUGGACAGGUGCUGUACUCUGUAAUACUGUACAUGUAAUAGUGUCUGGGAUGGUGUUUCUCAAUCUUAUCCAUGGUGGUAGAGAUACAACUUCAGUACCUGCUAACUCCUUAAUAAGAUCUUUACAAUACGCCUUGACGAAAUCUUUUGGCAGCAUUUGUUAUGGCUCAUUAUUUACUGCUGCUAUUAGGACACUUAGGUGGGAGAUAAGGGGUUUCCGGUCGAAGAUUGGCAACAAUGAGUGUUUGCUUUGCUGUGUUGAUUUCCUUUUCCAUCUUGUGGAGACUCUUGUCCGAUUCUUUAACAAGUAUGCCUAUGUUCAGAUAGCUGUUAAUGGUAAAAGCUUUAACCGUUCAGCUAGAGAUGCCUGGGAAUUACUCCAGUCAACUGGUGUUGAAGCACUCGUAGCUUAUGAUUGUUCAGGUGCUGUCCUGCUAAUGGGCGCUAUCUGUGGUGGUUUGAUAACCGGAACAUGCUCUGGUGUUUGGGCGUGGUACAGAUUUGGUGAUAGAGAUAGAGUAUUUAUGAUUGGAACCACAUCUAUGUUGAUGGGGAUGGUCUUGGUUGGAGUGGCAAUGGUUGUGGUGGAAAGUGCUGUGACUUCCAUAUACAUAUGCUAUGCGGAGGACCCCUUAUUGAUUCGUAGAUGGGACACACAGUUUUUCAACCAGAUGUCUGAGACAUUACACCAGAGACUUCAAUACAGGAGUGCUCGAGCAAGGGAAGUUCUAACCCAAUCUCAACUUGAUUACCGUGUUCGACAAAACGCAUCUUUUGAUUAAUUUGUAUUCCUACUGCACAGUUUAUAUACUAUAUACCCCUUCGAUCUUUCUUGUGGGAGAAGCCAACAGUUGCCUCAGAUUUGGUCUUAUACAAAGAAAAAAGAAAAAAAAGAGGGUUUCAGCCUUGGCCCUUGGUAUGUAUGAAUAUCUAUACUAAAAAUUUGUAGUUUAUCUUUAAAUAUAAGAACAGAAAUAGUUUACCUA